AACAGACAAGAAUUCAACUCCAUGUUCAUUUCAGUCUACGAACUCCCCCCCCCCCCCAGUUGAUGUUUUUGCACCUUCAUUUUCUCCAGCGAUACCCAUUAUGAUUGUUAGAUGCGCGGAUUGAUUGAACAUAUGAUGCGGUGAUUAUGCUGCUUCUUCUUCUUCUUCUUUCUUUAAAGAUUCAGUUUUCAACACCUUGUUUCAGCUUCAUUUGAUGAUGUCCGAACCACCUAAAGUUCGUCUUGUUCGUUGCCCCAAUUGCGCAAAUCUGCUCCCAGAGGUCACUGGUUUCUCCGUUUACCAGUGUGGCGGAUGUGGCGUUGUCUUACGAGCAAAGAAAAAAAUUGAGGGUUUGGAGAGAUUUUCAGACAAGUCUGGUGAAGAAGGUGAAUUGGGGAUUUCUGAGAGGUUUGAGAAAGUGGAAAACUUGAGCGAUAGUUCUGAGAUUGAUGUGAAGUCAAAUGCAGGUAGUUCUUCUGCUAUAUCUGAGAGGAGAGUUGAAAGCUACAAAUCUAAGAUUAGUGGUGAACAAAUUCGAGAAAAAAAUGGGGAACCCCUUCAGAAUUUGGUUCCCGAAUGUGAAAGUGAAAAUGAGUUGCAAAGACCAGAGAGUUUUGUAGGCAGGAGAAGGGGGGAGGCAAGGAUAUCAGCCGGUCCAAAUAGAGGCCGGAGAUUUGACAUUGAUGCUUCCUCAAGUUACGAGUUAGGGUGUGAUUAUGGCUAUCAACCACUACCUAGGAGAGGGGACAGAGGGGAGAGUUCCAAGGUUGAAUAUGGUGAAGAUGACAGAGCUGAGCUAAUGAGGAAAUUGGAUGAUCUGAAAGAACAGUUGAGUCGAUCUUGUCAAAUUGUUGAUAAUCCCAAGGACAGGCUCCCUCUCGACAGGAAGAUUGUUAAUCAGGAUCAUCCCUACGGCGGUUCCCAUGAUCGGUUUGGUUCUGCGCAAUAUCCUGCCAUGGGUAGGCACGAAAUCCUACCUGGCCAUGGUUUUUAUCCACAAAGUUUUGGUUUUCAACCUUAUGGUCCUGUUUUUAAUCCUCCUCCACCUCAUCAUCCAUCAUGUUCUUGCUUCCAUUGCUACAAUACAAGCCAAAAUGUUGUCCGCGUGCUUCCACCUGCCAUUGGGAUUGACAGGUUCCAUGAUGUCUCCCACAAGAAUCCUUACUUUUAUGACCAUGAUCAUUUAGGCAGGUCUGGUCUGCAUAAUUAUGAUCCCAGAAUUUCAGGUUCUCUUCCUAUUAGGAAACGGACCCUUAAACCUAGUGGACUACGGUGCCUCCCUGUGGCUGGAGCCGCGCCGUUCUUGGUUUGCCACAGUUGUUUGGAGUUGCUUCAUUUGUCUUAUAAGAGAGCUUUUCUAAGGGAUAAUCAACAAAUGAAGGUGAAAUGUGGGGCAUGCUCUUGUGUGAUGGAUUUUGAAGUGCGUAAUACGAGACUCGUUCCUAUUCACGGACAAGUCAAAAAAAACGGUGACAUGUUUGCUUCAUCAGAUGAUAAUAUGACAGGAGACCUGAUGAAUCGUCCUGUUACUGUUUUCUCAUCUGAAGAUUUUGACAAUUCCGGAUAUGAUUUCCAUGCAAUGGAUCAAGAUCACAGAUCAAUGGAGGGUAGGACCCGUCAUUCCAAAUCUUCUUCCAUGAACGCAGAAGAUAUCAACUCCACGGAGUUGUCCCUUAAGGAGAAAGUGUCACCACCACCGCCGCCCCCACCUGUGGGGUCACCAUUGCAGGAUCAUUUUGAUUAUUCGACCAAGUAUGGCAAUGCAAAUCGGUUCAAGAUUGGGAAUGGGAGUGGGCCCUCAAGUCCAGAAAAAACAAGGUCAAAGAAGAAGACCCUUUCAUCUCAAUCUUCCAUGAAGGAUGUACCGGUGGCAUCUGAGAUGGACAUAUCAUCCAAUGAGUAUGCUAACACUGGGUCAUCUUUAGAGUCGGGCGAAUCAAGCAUGGGAGACCAGACCAAUUCCAACAAACCCAAUGGAUCAUUUUUUGCCAUUGCCAAAAAAAGUUUCAAGUCCAAUAAGCAGGUCGUCCUAGGUGAGAAAAGGGGCGAUGUCAUAGUGAAUGGGCAUCGCAUAUCGGAUGAGUUAGUCAAGAAAGCUGAAAGGUUAGCGGGAAAAAUUAGCCCCGGACAAUACUGGUAUGACUUUCGUGCUGGAUUUUGGGGAGUGAUGGGAGGUCCUUGUCUUGGCAUAAUUCCUCCGUUCAUUGAAGAAUUUAACUAUCCCAUGCCGGAAAACUGCACUGGUGGAAACACGGGUGUGUUUGUGAAUGGGAGACAGCUCCAUGACAAAGACUUGCAAUUACUGUGCAGCAGAGGGCUCCCGGAUUUGAAAGGCCGGUCUUAUAUCAUUGAAAUUUCUGGGAGAGUGCUUGAUGAGGAUACUGGCAAAGAGCUUGAGAGCCUGGGCAAGCUCGCUCCAACAGUUGAGAGAAUGAAGUGUGGAUUCGGCAUGAAAGUCCCGAAAAACGCAACGUAAUUUCUGCUCCGUAGUAAUUAUGAGUGUUGAUCAAGAGACAACACUGCAGAAAAAGAAGAUGGUCUUUAGCAUGCAUGUAUUGUGCCUAAGAUUUUUAUAUGUGAAUGUUAUAAGCCAGGGUUGAGUAAAUAUAUCCGUAGUACUCUGUAUUUUGUUUAGGCAGAUCAGAUCAGAUCAGAAGUACUUGUUGAAAAAGAGAUCUAUUGAGUAUCAUU
Cuscuta campestris is the source of this 2691-nucleotide messenger RNA. The record is from the annotation of a GenBank genome assembly. Lineage: Eukaryota; Viridiplantae; Streptophyta; Magnoliopsida; Solanales; Convolvulaceae.